AUGCUGAACGUGCUGCCCCUAGAUAUUACACCUGCUUUCUUAGGCAAGCCACACUUUUUCAUCGAAACGAUACCCCAAAGCAACUCAAGCUCGGGCAAAACGCUGACCAUCUACGCUGAUGGAUCAAAGAAGGCUGGAGGUUCCGGAGCGGGAAUUUUCUCGCACGAUCUCCAGCUGCACGUUUCCACUUCGUUAGGAUCGUAUUGCACGACUGGUCAAGCCGAAUUAACUGCUAUAAACAUAGCAGCCGAUGCUAUCAUCGACUCCAAAAAAGUCGGCAGAAACGUUGUAAUCUGCAAUGGUAGCAGACAGGCUAUGCUGGCGGUUGGUAGGCACCAAACUAUAUCAUCGUUGGUGAAGUUCUGUCGGCAAUCACUCGAGGAGGCAAACGUAUCCAACAACGUCACGAUAAAGUGGCGAAAAGGACACAUCGGAAUUAAAGAAAAUGAUCAUGCGGACAGGCUAGCGAAACGGGCAGCUAACGAGAUCUCCCCCGAUCUCCCCUGA
This is a messenger RNA of Onthophagus taurus, 507 nucleotides long. The record is from RefSeq and is a predicted model, not a curated record. NCBI's taxonomy places the organism in Eukaryota, Metazoa, Arthropoda, Insecta, Coleoptera, Scarabaeidae.